AUGCUCGCUCGAAAGGGGGUGAUCCAUGACGAAUACUUGAUAACUCGACUUGCAGAAGAUAAAGCUAAUCAACCUCAAUACACGAGCAAACUCAGAAAAGCACGGUUUGUAUCCAAAAAUGGUGCCUGCAAUGUGGCCCAUAAGAAUAUUCGAGAGCAAGGACGUUUCCUCCAGGAUGUGUUCACCACCAUGGUGGACCUGAAAUGGCAGCAUAGCUUAUUUAUCUUCACAAUGACAUUCAUCUGCAGCUGGAUGCUGUUUGCUAUGGCCUGGUGGCUUAUUGCUUUCGCCCAUGGUGAUCUUGAUCCCAAACGUAGCAACUCUACACCAUGUGUCACUAACAUCCAGUCUUUCACCUCUGCCUUCCUUUUCUCUAUUGAAGUCCAGGUGACCAUUGGCUUUGGAGGGCGUAUGGUUACAGAGCAGUGCCCCCUAGCAAUAACGGUCCUCAUCAUCCAGAACAUAUCUGGAUUAAUCAUCAAUGCUGUCAUGCUGGGGUGCAUCUUCAUGAAGACUGCUCAAGCAAACCGUAGAGCGGAGACUCUAAUCUUCAGUAAGCAUGCUGUCAUAGCCUGCCGGGAUGGCAAAUAUCGCUUUAUGUUCCGAGUGGGUGACCUACGCAAAAGUAUGAUUAUCAGUGCUACAAUAACAAUCCAAGUAGUCAAAAAGGCUACAACAGAUGAGGGAGAGGUCGUUCCAAUUUCCCAGGUAGACAUCCAGGUGGAGAACCCAGUGGGGACAAAUUCUAUUUUCUUAGUGUCACCUCUUAUUAUAAGCCAUACAAUUGAUGAGAAAAGCCCACUUUUUCAUUAUUCUGCCUAUAACCUCGGCGACCAAGAUCUUGAGGUGGUGGUAAUCCUUGAAGGGGUGGUAGAGACCACUGGGAUAACUACUCAGGCAAGGACAUCUUACUUGCCUGAUGAAAUCCUCUGGGGCCAUCGCUUUGUCCCAAUUGUAACAGAAGAAGAAGGUCGGUAUUCUGUGGACUACUCCAAAUUUGGAAACACAGUUAAAGUACAUGGACCUCUAUGCAGCGCUAAAGACCUGAAGGAAGGCAGGUAUAAUCCACUUACUAGUGGUCACUCUUCUAGAACAGUGAAGAAAAGGAAAGGUGACAGCCAGCAAGCUUCACUGCUAGAAAAUAAAAUGGCAGCAUAUAGACAAUCCCAUGGUUCUUCAUCUGAUUUCUAG
Bufo bufo (common toad) is the source of this 1191-nucleotide messenger RNA. Its product is annotated as ATP-sensitive inward rectifier potassium channel 11-like. The record is from RefSeq and is a predicted model, not a curated record. Gene Ontology annotation, molecular function: inward rectifier potassium channel activity. Gene Ontology annotation, biological process: potassium ion import across plasma membrane; regulation of monoatomic ion transmembrane transport. Gene Ontology annotation, cellular component: plasma membrane. The transcript has a single exon. Lineage: Eukaryota; Metazoa; Chordata; Amphibia; Anura; Bufonidae. The coding region runs from base 1 to 1191 and encodes 396 amino acids.